CCUCCCUUCCCCUCCUCCUUCGCCCCCCAGCCUGCCGCCCUACUGCCCUCCCCCACCGCGAGUUGACCAUGGCGUCAGAAGCAGAGAAAACAUUCCAACGGUUUGCUGUCUUUGGAGACUCAUCAAGCAGUGGUACUGAAAUGAACAACAAGAACUUCUCCAAGCUGUGCAAAGACUGUGGCAUCAUGGAUGGCAAGAUGGUCACCUCUACUGAUGUGGACAUUGUGUUUAGCAAAGUCAAGAACAAGAAUGCCCGAACCAUCACAUUUGCACAGUUCCAGGAAGCAAUGAAGGAGCUGGGCCAGAAACGAUUCAAAGGGAAGAGCCCAGAUGAAGCCCUGGAGAACAUUUAUAAACUCAUGGAGGGCAAGGAUCCAGCCACCACUGGCGUUACUAAAGCAACAACGGUGGGUGGAGUGGACCGGCUGACAGACACCAGCAAGUACACUGGCUCCCACAAGGAACGUUUUGAUGAGAGUGGUAAAGGCAAGGGCCUUGCUGGACGGGAAGAGGUGAAUGACAACUCAGGCUAUGUGAGUGGCUACAAGGGUGCUGGCACCUACGAUAAGGGGAACAAGUAGAAAGGACCCUCAUCUUAGCCUGCCAGCCCCUGACCCUACACCUUCAACACGAGGUAGCAUGGGAAACAAUAAACAUCUGUGUGUGCAACAAAAAAAAAAAGGUGACCCUUCAAAUGGUUUAAUUUAGUUUGAUACGAUCAUUACAUGUAAAAUUUUUACACAUGAAAUGAAAUUCCAAGAGCAGCUCUGUUCUUGUAAAUGGUAGUGAGCUCCUUGGUUCCCUUUCACUGUUAACAAGCUGAAGCUAAAUGCCAGAAGUUCCCGUUGAACCAACCAGCAGAUACCACAAUGAAGCCCGUGUGUGAGUAGACACUUUUCUCAACCACUCGUUGUCUUUUGAUACCAAACAUACUAUUAAUCAAGUCUCCCACUUACUCCUCACAUGCCUAAGAUUGCAAGAGUUAGCACGUAUCUUUAGGAAUUACGAGUCAUUGUUAAAACUAGAUAUUUUAACCAUCAUCCCCUUAUCAACCCCAGUAUCUUGAGAUGCAUACUUACAGUGUUAUUUUUUUUUUUUUAAAUAUUACAAGAUCUGGCAAGUCCAC
Trichechus manatus latirostris (Florida manatee) is the source of this 1126-nucleotide messenger RNA. Its product is annotated as tubulin polymerization-promoting protein family member 2. Gene Ontology annotation, molecular function: tubulin binding. The coding region runs from base 69 to 581 and encodes 170 amino acids. Gene Ontology annotation, biological process: microtubule bundle formation; positive regulation of protein polymerization; microtubule polymerization. The transcript has a single exon. NCBI's taxonomy places the organism in Eukaryota, Metazoa, Chordata, Mammalia, Sirenia, Trichechidae. Gene Ontology annotation, cellular component: microtubule. The record is from RefSeq and is a predicted model, not a curated record.